AGGUAUUACAAUUUGUGCCAAGAUGACAACUACCUCAGAAAGCUCUAACCCCACACAUGAGAAAGUCAAUUUUAUCGAGAGUGUCUUACAGGAGCGCCCUCCAGAGGAAACUUGUGAAAAGUUUUACCAAAAAUGGGCAGCGACUUAUGAUGAAGACAUGAUUGAUACAGAAAUGUAUGGGCCUAAGACUGUAGUAGAAGAAUUCGUGGAACUGGGGCUGGGCAAAAAUGUUCGUAUUUUAGACGUCGGAGCUGGAACUGGAUGUGUAGCUAGCUUACUACAGAAACACGGCUAUACAAAUAUUGAUGCUUUAGACGGAUCCAUUGACAUGCUGGAGGUAGCUAAAUCCAGAGAUCUUUACAGGAAUUAUAUCGUAGAUAUUGUUUCAGAAGAAAGAAAAACCACCAUAAAAGACGGUAAGUAA
This is a messenger RNA of Limulus polyphemus (Atlantic horseshoe crab), 424 nucleotides long. RefSeq names its product methyltransferase-like protein 27. The record is from RefSeq and is a predicted model, not a curated record. The transcript has 3 exons. NCBI's taxonomy places the organism in Eukaryota, Metazoa, Arthropoda, Merostomata, Xiphosura, Limulidae. Bases 23 to 424 code for a protein of 133 amino acids.